Molecule: messenger RNA, 531 nt
Organism: Maniola jurtina (meadow brown)
Lineage: Eukaryota; Metazoa; Arthropoda; Insecta; Lepidoptera; Nymphalidae
Product: WD repeat-containing protein 5-like
Exons: 4
Coding region: 1-531 (176 amino acids)
Cellular component (GO): Set1C/COMPASS complex
Molecular function (GO): histone binding
Source: RefSeq, a predicted model, not a curated record
AUGUCAAUAUUUUGUACUGUCUGGGAGUUAAGUUCUGGCAAAUGUUUGAAGACGCUGAAAGGUCACAGUAACUAUGUGUUUUGUUGCAAUUUCAACCCACAGAGUAAUCUUAUAGUAUCUGGAAGUUUUGAUGAAAGCGUUCGAAUAUGGGAUGUACGAACAGGUAAAUGUUUGAAAACGUUACCAGCACACUCAGAUCCAGUAUCAGCGGUGCAUUUCAACAGAGACGGAAGCCUCAUUGUAUCCUCAAGUUAUGAUGGUCUAUGUCGAAUCUGGGACACAGCCUCCGGACAGUGCCUAAAAACACUCAUAGACGACGACAACCCACCGGUGUCCUUUGUAAAGUUCUCUCCCAAUGGCAAGUACAUCCUCGCUGCUACUCUGGACAACACGUUGAAGCUCUGGGACUACAGUAGAGGCAAAUGUCUCAAGACGUACACAGGGCAUAAGAACGAAAAGUAUUGCAUUUUCGCCAACUUCAGCGUCACUGGUGGAAAGGUAAUAUUAUCAAAAGUAUUUAAUUUCUUAUGA